Messenger RNA from Oikopleura dioica, 1611 nucleotides. The record is from the annotation of a GenBank genome assembly. NCBI's taxonomy places the organism in Eukaryota, Metazoa, Chordata, Appendicularia, Copelata, Oikopleuridae.
AUGAAGAAGUUUUUCCAAAAUAUAUUGAUCGCAAGUAGCGUAAAUGCAAUUUGUCCGAUCAAUCAGAUGCACGAGAAGAUGGUUUUUGGACGAACAGGAAGCGAUAGAUGCUCAAAGCGAUAUCUUGAUGUCUGCUCCGGUCAAAUCCCCACCGACGGAAUCUGCAGCCGCUCGGAACAGAAAGGAACGUGCUACUGCUCACAGUUAGGUGGAAGCUUAUUUUCUCCAAAGGACGCAGAAGACGAAUUAUUUCUCCGGGAGAAUUUGGGAUCAAGCGGUUGGAUAGGAGUGGAAUUCACAAAUGAAGCGUGGCGAUUUUCUGAUGAAAAAGAUGAAGUGCCGGAAGAAAAGGAUGAAAUGUGGGUGUAUGGAAGACCACCGACACUGAGAAAGAAAUUCAGAAGAAUUGGCGAGAAGUCAGAAAAUUUCAACAGAGUUCAAGACCGCACUUGCGUGAAGUGGGAGAAUGGAUUGUGGAGGGAACAGGACUGUUUAAUGCAGGAGCAAUUUAUUUGCAAGCUGCCAGAUAUUGAUUGCGACGAUGUUGACACCGACAUUGGUUUCUACACAAGGAAGGACAUUGACUUUUGCGGCGAAGCUGGUGAAUGUGUCCUUUCGGAGUCCUUCCCGUUCUAUAGCUGUGUUGAAAGAACAACGGAAGAAAUGACUACCCCAACAACCUUCACUUCCACAUUCACAUCAACAACGAUGACAUCAACAUCAUCAACAACUAUGAGUUCAACAAUAACAACUUCUUCGACAUCUACAGUGACGACUUCCAGAGCAGAAAUAAAUGACUCUGGGGAGCAUAAAUUGGGCGAGAAGAAAUGCCCUGAUUGUUUUCUUGAAAAUGACGAUGGAAGCUGUUUCCCAAACUUUUAUCUUAUCGAACUGACAUGUUCUCCACACCAAAUCGGACUUCGGGCACCAAAAUGCUUGUUUACCAACCAAGAAGCUCCGAAAAUCAGCUCUUGCGCCUCGGCUGAAGCUGAUGAGGAUGGAGAUACCUUUUCUUUUGCUUUUAAACUUGAUGGAUGCGAAACGCAAGUGGCUUCGGAAGGGAACGACCUUGUCUUUAGCAAUAAACUGCGUGCUGAGGGAAGAAGAAAUGGUUUCAUUCAAAUCGCGCCUAAUUUUGAACACAGCUUCGAAUGCAAAUUCCCCAGAUUUGUCGACGACAUUCAUGCCAAAACAACAGUUCAUGAUCCCGACUUUGAUGCUGGAGCCAACGGAGAGGGAGAGCUGGAAUUCUCCUUGACAACUUAUCAAGAUGAAAAAUUCACAGAAGAAGCCACUGAAAACGACGUCGUGGCGAUCGGCGACCGGGUCUUUGUCGGCUUGGAAAUGAUCGACCCAAUUUCGACCCUCGAUUUCAAAAUCACCAACUGUACUGUUUCCGAUACAGCACUUGGGCUGCAAUUCAAUGUGAUCGAAAACACCUGCCCAGACUCGUUCGUCAAGACUGAAAUUUUCCGGGAAAGACAAGAGAAGAUCAACUUUAGCUACACGAGCUUCCAGUUUAGGGCUCAAGAAGAUGAUUUGACAACUCAGCAAUUAUCUUGCUCGGUGGAAGUCUGCGCUGGUGAAUGCUCAAAAGGACCUGGCUGCUAG